Molecule: messenger RNA, 2059 nt
Organism: Linum trigynum
Lineage: Eukaryota; Viridiplantae; Streptophyta; Magnoliopsida; Malpighiales; Linaceae
Source: the annotation of a GenBank genome assembly
UCUCCCUUUCCUUAAUCAGCGCACACCGAACUCUUUUCUUUCACUUUUUCCCUAACUAUCCUCUCUUUCACUUUCUCCCAAUCUUCUCUCUCGCUAUAUCUCUAUCUAUACCCAAAAUACCCAACCUUCAUCUCUCUAACUCUCUCUUAUCAUCUCCCCAAGCCUCCUCUCUUUCUCUAAUCAUCACGCAACAAAUCAUGUUCGCAAGCGGUGCAUGCGAGCGGAGACUCCGCACACCGCCGUGUCGCCGCCACUGCGAGUGAUUCAUUAGAAUCAGAUUCAGACCUCAAGAUUUUGCCACCGCAUGCACCGCUGUCUUUCUUCCUACCUUUGUUUCUCUUUGUCGUUUCCAACAGGGGAGAGGGAAAGACGAGGGUAGAUGGGUGUUUUGUUAAUUGUGUAUGUGUCUCGUAUGUAUAGUAGUUGUAGUUCGUAGUGCCCAUUGCAUUAAAGCCCAUGCAACCCAUGAGUAUUAGGAGCAAAUUACGUAACCCUAAUUACUAAAGGGUUCGGCCGAUGCUGGAUAUAAGUGUAGAAAGCAGCAGCCUUUGUACAUCAUCGAAAAUAAUCAGUAAAACUGUAGUCGAGGAGUUUGAAGCUCCUCCGUGGAUUAGUCCUGGUUAAUCCGGGGAUACCACGUAAAUCGGCGUCUAUCAUUUCCGUUACUGUCUUCCAUUUCUCAUCAUGGUAUCAGAGCCUACACAGAUCGAUUCCGAGAGACCUUCAUUAUGUCUUACUUUUACCAAUUUUGCACUGUGGGAAUUUCAAUUUCGCGUCUUCUUAGAAGGCCGUGGAUUGCUGGGUAUUCUCGACAGAACUAUACCACCAUCGACAGAUAGAGAAGCUACCGCACAGGAAAAGGCACAAUGGAAUCAGAAUGAUGCUCGCGUGAGAUCGUGGCUGUUGAAAUCCGUAGAUGCAUCCACCUGUCUGAGUCUAUGACUAUUUCUGACGGCAAACCGGAUGUGGAGACAUCUGACCGCCCUUUAUUCUACCGUUAAUCCUGCACGACAGUUCGAAAUUCAGAUGUCCAUUGCUCGUCUGGAGCAAGGGGAUAAAUCGGUCACCGAGUAUUUUAACUUAGCCCAAGAAUUAUGGACGGAACAAGAUUUGAUUCGAGCUGUAUUGAGACCUCACGCUGCCAUGACAGAAGAUGCAAUAAUCGAGAGACAAAGGACCAGAAUUCUUGAGUUUUUAAUGAGGUUAAGGCCAGAGUUUGAGGGUGUAAGGUCGGCGCUGCUUCACAAAGAAGAAUUGAAGUUCGAUGGUGUCCUGGCCACAUUAGUCUGUGAAGAAACAAGAAUUAGAACACAAGUUGUCAUUGACCAACGACCAGGAGAGGGAGAGACUCUCCUAGCUGUCGCAAAUUCCGCAAUAAGAGGUACAAGAUCUAACUCUCUUGUACUCGCUGUCGAUCACCCACCGACAAUUGGGGACCUGUUCGCCAUGUUCAGGGAGCACCUCUUGCUGAUCAAUUUGGCCAAAGUGGAGAGGCUGGGAGCAGUUCUAGUGCCACGGCUGUAACUGUGGAACAAAUGGUGAAUGCAGCCUUGCAACACUCUCUUCCGACCGCAAUCAACGCGGCUUUUGCUACGCUACAGGGAUCAGGUAAAUCCUCGCAUUGGCUUCUUGACAGUGCUUGUUAUAAUAAUAUGACUAGGACGUCAGAAAUGUUAAGGGAUGUGAAACCUGUUAAUGAUAUGGAAUUAACAGUGGCAAAUGGUGAAAAAUUAGGCGUUAGAGGAGUGGGUAAUGUGGUUACUGAAUCUAUAUCCCUCCAAAAUGCAUUACAUGUGCCUCAGCUAGUCCCAAAUUUGGUUUCCGUAGGACAGCUUACUGAACAAGGUUAUUCUGUGGUGUUUGCUCCGUCUGGAUGUCUUGUACAGGAUUCGAAGACGGCGAGGCCGAUCGGAAGGGGGAGUAAGCGAGGACGGUUGUUUCAUUUGGAGGAAUUACAUGGGAAUUCUCUAUCGUCGACCGUCAGUAGUCCUUCUCAUAAUUCUAUCAGUAGUCCUUUUUCAGUGUUUUCCAGUGUGUCAAAUAAUGUAUGGGAUCUUUG